Molecule: messenger RNA, 961 nt
Organism: Ricinus communis (castor bean)
Lineage: Eukaryota; Viridiplantae; Streptophyta; Magnoliopsida; Malpighiales; Euphorbiaceae
Exons: 6
Coding region: 1-729 (242 amino acids)
Molecular function (GO): oxidoreductase activity
Source: RefSeq, a predicted model, not a curated record
AUGGAAAAGAUGGAUGGAUUAAGGGUGAAGGCCAUCCAAGAAUUGGGAGCUGCCGACCAAGGUGACCGAGUCUACCCGCCUUCAAACUUGCGAAGGAAUGGAAGAAGCAAGACGACGUUGCUCGAGCCUAUUUUGGAGAAGGCAUUCAAGCAAGUGAAGGAGCGGGCAGACAAUAAGAGGAGACCAAUGGAGUUCAAGGACGGGGAUAAAGUGCUUGUCAAGUUAUACUGGCAUGGCAAAGACGACGGACUUCAUUGGAGACUCAGGGGAAAGAGAAAGAGAAUAUUUAGAGUAGCAGUGAUUGGUGGUGGGGUUAGUGGUCUUGUUUCAAGUUAUGUUCUUGCAAAAGCUGGCAUUGAAGUUGUUGUAUAUGAGAAAGAAGAUUGCUUGGGUGGCCAUGCAAAUAAGACUGUUAACUUUAAUGAUAUUGAUAUAGACCUUGGCUUCUUGGCUUUCAAUCCUGCAAGCAGUAUAUCCAAAAAUAUGGAGUUCCUUGAGAGCAUUGGACUAGAAAUGGAGUUAUCAGAUAUGUCAUUCUCAGUAAGUUUAGACUAUGGCAACGACUAUGAAUGGGGUAGCAGGAAAGGCUUGUCAAGUUUGUUUGCUCAAAGAAAGAGUAUUUCCAAUUCUUAUUUUUGGCAAAUAUUUAGAGAUAUCAAUAAAUUCAAGCAUGAUAUCCUCAUUUAUCUUGAGCAGCUUGAGAAUAACUCAGACAUCGAUCAAACUUAAAGAUUAGGGUAGUUUAUUGAUUUAAGGGAUUACUUAGAAAUAUUUCAAAAUGCUUAUUUUGUAAGACAUUUCAGUCCAUCUGUUUUUUUUUUUCAAGAAAUUUUUUUAGCCUUUGAAGAGUAGAUCAUUUUAAGUUUUUGAAUCACCUCAAUUGGACCUCUGUAGCUCUACAUAAGGCCUAAACAUUAAGGUUGACCUAAAUAGAAAUGGACUGCACAACAUCAGAUUUCGA